Messenger RNA from Jaminaea rosea, 755 nucleotides. RefSeq names its product Redoxin. The record is from RefSeq and is a predicted model, not a curated record. Gene Ontology annotation, biological process: cell redox homeostasis; hydrogen peroxide catabolic process; cellular response to oxidative stress. Gene Ontology annotation, cellular component: mitochondrion; peroxisome; cytoplasm. The coding region runs from base 110 to 637 and encodes 175 amino acids. Gene Ontology annotation, molecular function: thioredoxin peroxidase activity. NCBI's taxonomy places the organism in Eukaryota, Fungi, Basidiomycota, Exobasidiomycetes, Microstromatales. The transcript has 4 exons.
CAGCAAAGCCACCACGAUUCCACCACGACCGCCGAGGUUCCUGCAACGCUUCUUGCCUUUGAACUCUCACCUCAAAGCCUUUUCAUUCAUCUUUUGACAAGCAACCGAAAUGUCUGCCCCCUCAGCCGCUGCCCAAGUCGGGGCCACGAUCCCCAACACGACGUUCGCUGAGGUCCCGUACACCCCGGAGCUCGACGACGCUGCUGCCUGCGGGAUCCCUUCGCAGGGCAAGACGCAUGAUCUCUUCAAGGGAAAGAAGGCCGUAAUCAUCGCCGUCCCCGGUGCCUUUACGCCUACUUGCCACGUCAAGCACAUUCCUGAUAUUGUCAAGUCGGCUCAGAAGUACCAGAACAAAGGCUAUGUAGUCUACGUCAUCGCUCAGAACGACCCAUUUGUCCUCUCCGCCUGGGGUCGCACCAACGGGGCCAAGGGGGAGGUCCACUUCGCCACGGACGUCGAUAUUGCCUUCUCCAAGGCUCUCGGCGCCACGAUUGACAUGUCCUCCAAGGGAUUCGGCAUCCGCACUGGUCGCUACUUGCUCGUCGCUGACGACCUCAAGAUCACGCACUUUGCGGCUGAGAAUGGGCCUGGCGAGGUCGAGGUCAGCGGGGCCAAGAGCAUUGAUGCUGUCCUCUAAGGGCAACGAAGAUGGAUCGAUCUAGACGCUAGAUGCUAGGCAGACGCACGCAUGCUGUUCAGUUGCUUUAAUCAAUGCUGAGCCUAUGAAUUAGAUGAGGCGAUAUGUGACAAAGAGU